CCUCGAUGCCGAUCGGCGAUCCAGUUCCAGUAUCGCAAUCGAGCAGUGGAUCUCCGUGGAAAUCUCAUAACAAAAGUAACACACGACAAUGGGCAAGCUGCUCGACGGUGCCUGACCGCCGUCCAACUCAGACACACAAUUCAACGGCGUUUAGGCCGAAACUUUUCAUUCUAUUUGAGCACGCUGCUGGAUACGCCAUAUUUCGCGUUAAAGAAUUUGAAGAAAUUGGAAUGCUGUUACCUCAAGUGGAAGAAUCCGUAACAGAUCUAUCACGUUUCCGUAGUGUCGUAAGCCUUGAAGGAUAUUUACCUUUCAAGACAUCAUUCGUUGCUCUGGAUAAUAUCAAUAGUGUUUCUGAAGGAAUUAUGACAGAUGACCUAAAGCUCUUCCUAGAUUCCAACUUUGGUGAAUUUGCCAAAUCAGAUAUUGUUCUUGGUGUCGCAGAUCCCAAACUUGGUGCAAAUAUCAGUGAAAUCUUGGGUAUCAAGUGCGAUCAUGUCAAUGUUGUUCCUGAAAUUAUAAGGGGAAUAAGAUUCCACUUUCACAAUCUGGUGAAAGGUUUUACAUCUCGGAGCUCUGUGGAUACACAACUAGGUCUUGGACACAGUUACUCGAGAGCAAAAGUUAAAUUCAAUGUGAAUCGAGUAGACAACAUGAUCAUUCAGAGUAUAGCCUUACUUGAUCAACUUGACAAAGAUAUCAACACAUUUAGCAUGCGUAUGCGCGAAUGGUACAGUUAUCAUUACCCAGAACUUGCAAAAAUAGUUCCAGAAAAUUAUACAUACGCGAAAGUUGCACAAGUAAUAAAAGACAGAAAGCAACUAACGGAUGACAAAAUGAAAAUGUUAGAAGAAGUUGUCAUGGACAGUUCAAGAGCAGAGGCUAUUAUCAACGCAGCCAAGUCAUCCAUGGGAAUGGACAUAAGUCCAGUUGAUUUAAUGAACGUUGAGAUUUUUGCUGGUCGCGUUGUUGCAUUGGUGGAUUAUAGGAAAAAGAUGGCCGAUUAUUUAACGCAAAAAAUGGCAGGAGUAGCACCAAAUUUAGCUACUUUAAUUGGAGAUCAAGUCGGCGCCAGAUUAAUAGCACAUGCUGGUUCGCUUACUAAUUUAGCGAAGGCACCAGCAUCUACUGUUCAAAUAUUGGGAGCGGAAAAAGCCUUGUUUAGAGCAUUGAAAAGUCGUGGAAAGUCGAAUACUCCGAAAUAUGGACUCUUGUUCCAUUCUACAUUUAUUGGUCGCGCUGGCACUAAAAAUAAGGGUAGAAUUGCAAGAUACCUAGCAAAUAAAUGUUCCAUUGCUUCUAGAAUUGAUUGUUUCGCGGAAAUACCAACGAAGAUAUUUGGUGAAAAAUUACGACAACAGGUAGAAGACAGACUAGACUUCUUCACAACUGGCAAGGAACCGAAAAAAAAUCUGGACGUAAUGAAAGAAGCACUAGAGGAAACGGCACAUAUGUUGGCAGCUCAAGAAAAAGAAGCUAAGAAGAAAAAGAAACAUGAUAAAAAAAGAAAACAUGUUCUCGAAAAUGGUCAAGAGAAUGGACAUAUUGAAAACGACGAAGUAAAUACGUCAUUACAGAAAAAGAAAAAAAAGAAAAAAUCGAAACAGAUUGAUGAAUAAAGAAAGAUCGUCUUCUAUACAUUAUAACAUUGUGUUUUGCAUUGGAGAGACGUAUACAUUUUAUGUAUCAAAGGAAAUCUUACACAUAAAACUGGGAUUACGUACAGCGAACUUAAUUACUAGAGAUAAUGAAUGACCAAUUGUGUAAAUUAUAUUCUAAGAAAAUAAUAAAACGACAAAAAUUACAAACGUAAAACAGAAGAAAUUUAAUGAUUCUUAUUUUUGCUGUUUUUCCUAUUUAUAUUUGAGGAACAGGAAGAGAGGUAAUUAUAAUAAAAAAAAGUAAAUGGACAUUCAUAAUAUUAUGUGUUAAUACCAGCACCAAUUAGCAUUUAAUAACGAAUAAGUAUGCAAAAUAUAGAUAUAAAUAUCUAAACAAUAAUUAUACAAUAAAAUUAUUGGUUUUAGCGAAGUCUCAAGGUCUCAAAAAUCAACUGAGCUAUUUAAAUCGGAUCACAUAAAUACUAUAAGCAAUGUAUCCUGCCAUGAUUCACACUGGAGAAUUAAUAAUCGUUGAUUGGAUCAAAUAU
Messenger RNA from Trachymyrmex septentrionalis, 2149 nucleotides. It is a transcript of the gene Nop56, whose product is annotated as nucleolar protein 56. Gene Ontology annotation, molecular function: snoRNA binding. The record is from RefSeq and is a predicted model, not a curated record. Gene Ontology annotation, cellular component: small-subunit processome; box C/D methylation guide snoRNP complex. NCBI's taxonomy places the organism in Eukaryota, Metazoa, Arthropoda, Insecta, Hymenoptera, Formicidae.